This is a messenger RNA of Daphnia magna, 2052 nucleotides long. Its product is annotated as SEC14-like protein 2. Bases 613 to 1788 code for a protein of 391 amino acids. The transcript has 11 exons. The record is from RefSeq and is a predicted model, not a curated record. Lineage: Eukaryota; Metazoa; Arthropoda; Branchiopoda; Diplostraca; Daphniidae. Gene Ontology annotation, cellular component: cytoplasm.
AUGAUAUUUCUCACUCUUCCCCCAAUUUCGAGGGGUCCCCGAAGCACUGCCAUUAUAUUUUAUUUAAAUUUUCAGACCUCAGUUGAACACUGGCUAUCGAAUACAACGAACCAUACUUUCCGCUGCUGUUGCUUUCCUGCUGAAUGCCAGAUACGUAUCACUUAGUUAAGUUAUAUAAGUUAGUCAGUUAUAUAAGGUAGUCAGUCAUAUAAUCACAUUCCAUUUGUGCGUUUACUGCGCACUUUGACGUCUAUAACUUUUCACUUUCCAAGAGUCUUUUUACUAGUCAGAAAUCGAGUUGUUCAUAUUAAAAGAACAACUGGAAGUCAAUUAAAUAAAAUUAUUCUUCAAAUGUGAUGUCUUAAACGUGAUUAACUAAAAUCUCGUUAGUUUCAGAAAAAACCUGGCAAUUUAAGCUCAAACCAAUCCUCUUUUUACGAUUCGUUUCAAUCGGUUUUUAUGAAGGCUAUAGAAAAAAAACAACAACAUCGGAGUGGCAAUUCUUUCAAUGGAAAGCUAUCGCCAGUUAGUGGCUUUAGAGCCCAUCAAGACACGCCUCUACUGCUGGCGUUAUAGCUUCACGAAAACUACCAAAAUAAAGUCGUGAGCGUAAUGGGCAAGUUAGUUAGCAGUUCCAGCAUCAAGAUGGUCGUAUCGAGUGAAACUCGAGCGGGAAUUUUAGAACAGUUUAAACGAAACAUCGCCGAUUGCCAACUGGUUGAUGAUAAUGAUGAUUACGUCAUUAAAUGGCUUGUUGUUCGUAAUUUCGACCUAGUUCAAGCGGAAAAAAUGCUAAGACGCUCUGUUGAAUGGAGAAGAGCUAACGGCGUUGAUGAGAUACUCCACCAAUGGUCUCCACCGUUGGUCCUAGUCAAGUAUUAUCCUAUGAGCGUAAUCGGCAAUGAUAAAUUUUCUUGUCCUGUUUUGAUCGCGUCAUUUGGAAAAGCUGAUUGGAGGGGGAUAUUGCAAUCGGUCACCAAACGAGAUUAUUUGCGGUACGUCAUCUACAUGGCGGAAAAAAAUUACGCAACAAUGAGGAAGACUUCGUUGCUGACUGGGAAAUCCAUCGCCCAUCAGACAUUUAUUAUCGACCUGGAUGGAUUUUCCAUGAGACAAAGGACUUAUAGGCCAUUCAGGGAAAUUGGCAUUGAAGGGAUCAAAAUGUCCGAGGCAAAUUAUCCUGAAAGUUUUCGUCGUGUAUUCAUAAUCAACGCACCCAAGGUCUUCACGUUCGUCUUUUCUAUGGUGAAACCAUUUUUGCAUCAGGUGACAUUGGAUAAAAUCAGCGUCUUUGGUUUCGAUAAAAAUGAAUGGAGUGCUGCUUUGUUGAAAGAAAUCGAUGCAGAUCAACUUCCAGUUUAUUACGGUGGCACUAUGACGGACCCCGAUGGAGACCCAAAAUGUUCCAGCAAACUGUGCAUGGGAGGACAAGUUCCGCAAUCUUAUUAUCUCAAAGUUAUGAAACCCAUCCCGAAGAGUUACAUGACGUCACUGACGUUGUCCGGAGGCAGUAAAACGAAGCUUGAAUACAAAAUAAUUCAAGCCAAUUCAAUGCUCAAGUGGGAAUUUAUGACGCAAGAAGGUGACAUUGACUUUGGUAUCCAUUACAUGGAGAAAAACGGUGAGAGGGUAGAUCUAGUCAACAACAAAAGAAAUGAAAAUAAUUUCACAUUGGAAGAAGGUGAAAUUGUUUGCACUCGGCCAGUCCUCUAUGUGGUGGAAUUUAACAGCUACAAUUGCCUACGUUCUAAGGAAAUUUGGUACCGCAUCAUCAUCGAUUUUCCCUGAGCUUUACGAGAAAUCGAUCUAGAACAAGAAUGAAAUUGAAAUCAUGUAGAAAUGUUAAUUACCUCAGUUAAAUCUAUUUUAUGUAACUCAAUUAUCCCGUCAAUUACGUAACUCCAUCAUUUCAAUUACACGAUAUGAUGGAAAAUGGCACUCCUUUCAGUAAAAAAAAACGAUAUGAUUUUCUAGAACAUGUUAAUUGUAAACACGUUUAAUUAUAUCUACCUGGAUUUAGAUUAUCUCGAAAUACACAUAUUUUCUGUUCGA